Messenger RNA from Phytophthora infestans T30-4, 1749 nucleotides. RefSeq names its product cytochrome P450, putative. The coding region runs from base 1 to 1749 and encodes 582 amino acids. The transcript is spliced from 4 exons. Gene Ontology annotation, molecular function: heme binding; monooxygenase activity; iron ion binding. NCBI's taxonomy places the organism in Eukaryota, Oomycota, Peronosporomycetes, Peronosporales, Peronosporaceae. The record is from RefSeq and is a predicted model, not a curated record.
AUGGAGAAGGGUGGUCGACUCCAUCCGAAGGUGGAUCUGAUCCCACUUCCCCAAGUCUGGAUCCAAGGGAUUGAAGAUCCCACACAGAUACAUGUACAUGUACUGGGUCCCGGACCGGGACUCCCGGUCCAGGAGUCCUGGCUUUUCGUGACCGUCCUGCCAGGACGCAUGUGGGGGAUCGCGCAACAUCAAGUGACGGAGCGCCAGGCGGUGCUCACUGCUGGAGCACUCAGUGGUCUCUAUCUGGGCUACAAGCUGCUGGUUGCAGUAUACAAGGAGAUGAAGAUCACGCGCGCGCUGGACUCGCAGGGACUACACCGCCCCAAGUCGACGCUGCCGAUUCUGGGCAACACACUUGACGUCAUGUUUUUUCAGAAGGACCGACUGCAAGACUGGAUGGCUGAGCAGAGUCAGAUCAGCGAAGGCAAACCGUGGGUGCUCAGUAUCAUUGGCCGUCCACAGACGCUCAUCAUCACGUCGCCCGAAGCGUGUGAGGAUGUCUUCAAGGCGCAGUUUGACAACUUUGGUCGUGGCGACGAACUCGUUGACUUGCAGCACGAUAUCUUCGGCGAAGGUGUCGCCGGUGUAGACGGCGAGAAGUGGCUUAAGCAGAGGCGAAUCGCCAGUCACAUGUUCUCGAUGAAAAUGUUGCGCGACGUGAUGGACGAAGUGAUCAUGGAGAAAUCCAUAAAACUUCGCGAUAUCCUCGCUCAGUGUGCGAAGGAAGGCCGCGUCGCUCCCAUGAAGUCGCUGCUGGGCAAGUUUUCCAGCGACGUGUUCACCAAAAUUGGCUUCGGCGUGGAUCUUCAUGGUCUGGACGGUGACAUCAACUCGGAAAUGGACCACCCUUUCAUUGAGGCUGUCGACGGCUACGCUGAGGUUUUCGGUGCACGUCUGCAGUCGCCAAUGUGGUACUGGAAGCUCAAGCGAUUCCUCAACAUCGGCGAUGAACGCAUGCUUAAGCGGUGUAUCAAGGUCGCUACGGAUCUACUGAAUGAAGUUAUGCUCAAGUCUAUGGCGGAAAAGACCGCGGAGGACUGGAACACUAAGACAGACCUGCUGACUCUCUUCGUGGACACUACCGGUAAGACGGACUCUUCUGAUCUACGCGAUGCAAUGAUGAACUUUUUCCUGGCUGGAAAGGAGACUACAAGCUUCAGUAUGGCCUGGGUUAUUGUUAACCUGAACCGUCAUCCGCGCGUGCUGGCUAAGCUUCGUCAGCAGAUUCGUGAGAACCUGCCAGAACUUUUGACAGGCGAGCUGCAGGUCCCUACGAUGGAGGAUCUGCAAAAGGUCCCGUACAUUGAGGCUGUUCUCAAGGAGAGUUUGCGUCUGUACAUGACGGGCGUCCAUCGCACACCCAUGCGGUCAACUACACUUCGUGAAGGCACGUACAUACCGUUCGGCUCGUACGUAGUCAUGUCGGUGUACGCCGCAGCGCGUGUGAAGAACGUGUGGGGUGAGGAUGCGGCCGAGUACAACCCAGACCGCUGGAUCGGCGAGGAGACUGGCAAGAUGAAGUCUGUGAACCCGUUCCAAUUCAUCACGUUCGGUGGUGGCCCGCACCAGUGUGUCGGCAUGCGGUUCGCCUUGUUGGAGAUGCAGACAGUCAUCGCUGUACUGUUCAGCCGAUUCGACAUCAAGACGGUCGAGGAUCCGUUCAGGAUCACGUACGACUACAGCGUGACGCUGCCCGUCAAGGGACCGCUCGAGUGCACCAUCCACGAAGCGAGCGCACCCGCAUUCUAA